AUGACCAUAUUUGACGAGAUAAAGCACGUCCAGAGGCUGGCCGAGGCGGAGGCCGCGGGUGAUCCCAAUGCUCACGGUGAACUGCUGGCUGCUAUUCGCAAGCUGCAAUUGGCGGCGGAAAAGCCGAUUGACACAACUUCUCGAGUAAACUUUCAGUUGGUAGGUGCAUCGCUCCGUCUGCAGAUCGAUAUUGAUUCAUUAGUCCGUGUGAUGCGUGUGUUGACCGCAAUUGGAUUUGCCCUCGAGACGGCCAACCAAACUUACGCGGCGAAUGAGACAACCCAUUUUGAGAUCCUCCCUGGAUCAAUUGCCGCUGUGAAGCAUCACUUCGAGCCCGACUUUGGCAUGGGAGCCAAACUGAUCGAGUACAUGCGCGGUCCAGGCGUUAGCCAAUUUGCCGAUGAACCCGGCCAGCAAACCCUGUUCAAGUAUGCACAUGGUUUUGACAAAAUCUUCGGCAUGCUCGAACAAAACCCGGAGCAGAAGGAGGCGUUCGAUGACUACAUGGCGUCUCGACGGUUGACCAACCAGCCGCAGUGGUUCGAAACCUAUCCUGCAGCCGAGAGUCUGCGGGAUGUGCGAGACAGUCCAGAUUCUGUCCUGCUGGUCGAUGUGGGAGGAGGACCAGGACAGGAAAUGUCGCGCUUCAGACAACGGCACCCGGACGUUCCGGGGAGAAUCAUCUUGCAAGAUCUCCCUCUAACCCUCAAUCGGAUUGUGAAGAUACCAGAGGGGAUUGAGCCAAUGGAGCACGAUUUCUUCAAUCCGCAGCCGGUCAAGGGUGCUCGGGCUUAUUUCUUUCGGCAAGUGCUGCAUAACUGGUCCGACGCCAAAAGCAGGCAGAUUCUGUCGCACAUUGCCGAUGCCAUGGAGCCAGAAUACUCCACCCUGCUGAUCGCGGACUACGUGUUGCCGGAUACUGGGGCCGAGCUGAGAGCUGCUGAGAUGGAUAUUCUCAUGUGGCUACAUACUGCCGGUCUCGAGCGAACGGUGUCGCAGUGGAGGUCCUUAUUCGACGCGGUAGGCCUCGAGCUGGUGCAGAUCUGGAAUACCGACAAGGGAGAUGAGUCGGUGCUAGUAGUGAAGAGAAAGUUGUGA
Molecule: messenger RNA, 1098 nt
Organism: Aspergillus udagawae
Lineage: Eukaryota; Fungi; Ascomycota; Eurotiomycetes; Eurotiales; Aspergillaceae
Product: O-methyltransferase
Exons: 5
Coding region: 1-1098 (365 amino acids)
Molecular function (GO): O-methyltransferase activity
Source: RefSeq, a predicted model, not a curated record